CGUGAGCUGUAUUAAUGUUAUUAGUUCAAUAGCAGAGAUUUAUAAUACAGAAAUAGGUAAUUUCAAAUUUUCGCUUCCGGGACAUCCUGUAAACUCACCCAGUUUUUCAAAGCAAUUCAUAAAAAAUGUCAGCCUUAGCUUAAUCUUGGUUUGACUUAAUUUUUUUAUGCUAAAAAGAUUGUUCUUUCGAAUGAUACUAAGAUGACGUCAAUCAAGUGAUGGACGGAUUUAGCACACCAUGGUAAACCAGACUGCCAUUUUGUUCAGCCAACCGGUACAAAUACGGUUAGUACUGACUGGCAGCGGAAAACGUGAUGGAAAAUGGCAUUCGCUGUGUUGCGCUUGAUGGUUACGUUUAUCGGGACCUGGCGUGCCAGGACAUGGAGAGAUCAGCUUGCCCGAACAGAUACGAACCAAGCCAGUAUUGGACCAAUCCAGCGAGCCAUGUGGAUCAACGUGGAUGCGCCAGUAAACAAGAAGCAUUCCUUGAUGACUUUAUCGGGCACGACUUAAACUACUCAAUAUGGAAUAUCCGAGAAACGAGUGAAGUGGACAAAGUACAAGUAGACACGGUGGCGAAAAACGUUGGGGUAGCGUACGGUUAUUUGUAUAUGCGAGCAACAGCCGUCUACCGCGUCAGUCAUAUUAGCACCGGGGACAAACGCAGUUUUCUCUACGAGGAAGUGGAAAUACGCGCCAAAUUCCCGUCUUCCAGCACGUUACCUGUUCACGCCAUGAUGCGAUUGGUCCGUCGCGAGUGCCAGUUCGACUUUUCGGGGGCGUGCCAAUCCGGAGCCAUCACCAUAGUUGACUAUUACAGCAGGUCUCCUUUCACCGUCUUAGUUGCGACGGAUAAUGGAGAGUACGUCAAGGAAAACUACAUUAGCAAGGCCAAUUUAUCCGCGGAUUUUCAUGUAUACAAGAUGAACUGGAAGCCGAAUUUGAUUGUGAUUUGUGUGGUAUAUCGACAAUAAGGAGAUCCAUCGCAUCACUGAUGAUGUAUUCAUUCCCACACAGCCUAUGCAGUUGUACGUUGAAGUGACAGUCCUCCCGACGGUUACAAACGGGACCAAUGAAACGGCUGAAGUCCUGGUUGACUACAUAAUUGUACGCAGCAGCAAAGGAGGCUUAAUGGAAAGUGAUAACGGAGGUUCAACACUGGAUAUAUGGCCAAAUGCGAUGAUUGUUUCGGGUGUCAUCAUGCUGCUAAUACUGCUCAUAAUCGUAAGCAAAUACAUCUACGGGAAACCUACCAACCAUCCGUUUAAAACGCCCUUGCUAAAGCACGUUCCACUAAUACCGGCAUCGGCUAUAAAAAUUCUGCCGGAGCCUAUCGGCCGGGGGAGUUUUGGAAAAGUGUGGAAAGCCACGGCCAGCGAGAUUCCGGGGUGUGAAUGUCCUUGUAUUGUGGCCGUUAAAGAGAUUUUGAGCUACCGAGACCAAGCCAAUCCCGUGUAUAACCACCGGUCUUCAAGGAGGGUGCACUGCAGUCCUUCCAUGGUGGACGAGACGCGUCAGAACUGGAGGAAGUGCGGGUGCACAGUCAGAUCAAACAGCGGCAUUGAACAUCAUUAAUCUACUGGGAAUGAUGUCUUCCGACGGACGCGUAUGCGUAGUCCUCGAAUACGCUCCUCAUGGAUCCUUGCUGGACUACCUUCGCAAGCAUAAACCGAUGCGGCAGGAUCGUUGUUCGGAUCGAAAUUACUCGAACGAAUACGAUGGGUAUCUGGUUCCGAUUUGUCAGGAGGGAGAAGAGGCGUGGCCUUCGGGAUGGCCGUUACAUGAGGAUGAUCUGGUUAAUUUCACCUUUCAAAUCAGUCGUGGAAUGACGCAUUUGGCGCUGUACAAAAUUAUCCAUCGUGAUUUGGCCGCGCGCAAUGUCCUGGUCUGUGCGAAUAAAGUGGUGAAGAUCUGCGAUUUCGGAUUGGCUCGCCACUGCACUGAGAAAUCGGAAUAUAUACGUUUGGUAGAUACGGAUGCAACACCGAUGCCAGUACGAUGGAUGGCACCAGAGACGUUACAGGCGGACAGCCGAAGCCGUGUGUUUUCGGAGAAGUCUGACGUGUGGGCAUUUGGCGUGGUCAUGUGGGAAGUAUUUAGUUUUGGCAGUCAACCUUAUCACGACGUUAUCAGGAAAAUGUUCAGCGAGUCACUGGUCAAACUUAAAAAUUUGCUACACGAGGGAGGACGCCCUGCAAUUCCCAGUGGCUGCUCAGCGACAAUGCGGCUUCCCGAUAACCGCUCCCGGCUCGUUCCUCGUUUCCAGUGCGACUUCCGUCCGCAGGGAUGUAGAGGCACACUAACGCACUAGGCCCAACUCAACCACGAUCUGGUACCAAAUAAGCAGGGCGCUAUCAGUAUCCACUGGAAACCGAGAAACGGCUGCGAAAGGCGCCGAUGGGGGAAUCGAACCCCGGCUACGUCAUUAGAUCCGCGUAGGCAGUACCACUGCACCACGGCGCAAUACGUUGAAAUCAUUUGAAAGAUUUUGUCGCUGUACGUGAGCCGCUUCUCCGCUCACAGUACUGUACUUCAUUUAAAGCGCGGUCUACAGAAGCUCAUUUGAUAGCCUGUUAGACCCUGCUAUGUACCUAUUUAGGCUCUGCUUGCAUGAAUCACGGU
Messenger RNA from Paramacrobiotus metropolitanus, 2622 nucleotides. Its product is annotated as fibroblast growth factor receptor homolog 1-like. The record is from RefSeq and is a predicted model, not a curated record. The transcript is spliced from 5 exons. Gene Ontology annotation, biological process: positive regulation of kinase activity; cell surface receptor protein tyrosine kinase signaling pathway; protein phosphorylation. Gene Ontology annotation, molecular function: transmembrane receptor protein tyrosine kinase activity; ATP binding. NCBI's taxonomy places the organism in Eukaryota, Metazoa, Tardigrada, Eutardigrada, Parachela, Macrobiotidae. The coding region runs from base 1586 to 2311 and encodes 241 amino acids. Gene Ontology annotation, cellular component: signaling receptor complex.